AAUUGUAACAAUUGUAUUAUUUAUCUGUCCCAUCUUUCUUGAGAUCCUAAAAUAGAAGUUUCUGUCUGGUCAAAAAAACAAACAAACAAAAAAAAUAGUUCACGCAACCUAGCACAGUCUUUUUCUUCUUUUGUUUUUACAUUUAUAUAAAGCAACUAGCUUUCAGUUGCUAAAAAAUACAUUUGUUUCAUAUUUGAUUGGUUUGUACAAUAGGGGCAGGAUUUUCAGAUCAUCUUCCUCAAGUUUGUCCUGUGGCUUCUGGAUAAUUGCACACUUUAGAGAAAAUCUCUUGUCCACUGCAAAAGUGAACCAACUGGUCUUAGUUUCAUGUUUGUCUCAAGCAAUAAUCGACAGGCUUUCUUUUCUCCCUCGGGGUGUGUGCUAGACGUCAGGGACAUCUUUCUGACAAAGUCAAUUUAAAUCAAUCAAUAAAACAAAAAAAAUAUGUACCUUUGCUGCUCAGGGUGGAAGGUAUAGCACUCCUGCCUUACUGCCACAAUGUCUAAGGUUCAAACCUGGUCUGUAAAUGGUGGUCUUAAUGUGCGGAGGUAGGCUGUUUUCCCUCCUUAGGUUAAUUGUUCACAUAAUGACUAUAGAUGUAUAAAUGAGAACAAAUGAUUGUUUGGUGAAAGUACCAGCUGCUGCCGCUCUGACAGGUCAGAAUUAAUUGAAAAGUCUUUGGGGAAGGUGUUAAAGACGUAUAUUGAAUGAUCAAUUAAUGGGUUCAAUUAUGUGAAAAAAUAUCUCCUGUUUUCUUUGACUAUGUUGUUUGAUGUUGAUGAGUAAGAGCAGGAAAAAGCAAGUACACAAACAGUUAGAUAAGCUCUUCGAAGAGAGAGAAAACAGACCCAGCUUUAGACAAAAGAGGCAGAUGACAGACAUGUAGAGAACCUGUCAGACAGGGAACAUUUCAACCCGAGGGCUAAAUUCUGUAGCUAAGAAAGCACCUCUUUACAAGUGUUAAACCUAUGGACAGAAAACAUAGAUGUGAUAAAAGACAUUUAACUUCCCAUUAUGAAAUCAAAUCAUAUAUAAGCUUGGAUAUAUAUUUAUACGGCUCUUAUGGACUCUCCUGUCAUAAAGCCUCUCAGCACAUGUAACAGAGACAGACUGGACCUACAAGAGCACGGACCACACCCCACAAAAAGAAAAAAAUGCAGUUUUUAACCUGUGUACCUGUCAAUCACAAAGCCCUUCAAUGUUUUGAACAGUAUCUCAUGUACACAUGCUCUGGACUAGUUUCUAAAGAGGGACAAAACUGCACAGACAGUUGGAAUGGCUGUUCGACUCCUUCUGCCUGUUGUCUUUCUCGUCUCUGUCCCUCUGGUUAAAGCUGCUCCGCAGCCAAACAUCGUCUUUAUCAUGGCUGAUGACUAUGGCUGGCACGAUAUUGGAUACCACCGCUCAGAGAUCCACACUCCUCACCUGGACGAGUUGUCAGCCAGCGGGGUUCGUCUGGAGAGCUACUACGUUCAACCAAUCUGCACCCCCUCCAGGAACCAGCUCAUGACCGGCAGGUACCAGAUCCACACAGGCAUGCAGCACCACACCAUCUGGCCCUGUCAGCCAUACUGUGUUCCUCUGGAGGAGAAGCUCCUGCCUCAGUACCUGAAGGAGGCAGGAUACAGUACUCACAUGGUGGGGAAGUGGCACCUGGGCAUGUACAAGAAGGACUGUCUGCCCACCCGCCGGGGAUUUGAUUCAUUCUUUGGAUUCCUGACAGCCUACAAAGAUUACUACUCCCACAUACGCUGUCACUACAUUACUGCUCUGAAAAAGUAUCCCUGUGUCAUGGACCUGAUGGAUGGAGAAGAAUUUGUCCCCCAUUACUAUGGAGCUUAUUCCACUCAGCUGUUUGCCCAAAAGUCAAUCAGCGUCAUAGAAAAACACGACUCUGACAAGCCACUCUUCCUCUACCUAGCACUGCAGGCUGUUCACGGGCCCCUCCAAGUACCAGAGCACUACACAGAACCCUACAGUUUUAUCAGCGAUCCCAGUCGUAGGAUCUAUGCUGGGAUGGUGUCGGCCAUGGAUGAGGCCGUGGGCAGCGUCACCAUGGCUCUGCACAGGACGGGACUUUGGAACAACACAGUGCUGGUGUUUACAACUGAUAAUGGAGGUCAGACCUUUUCUGGUGGCAGCAACUGGCCUCUCCGUGGCAGGAAGGGAACACUGUGGGAGGGUGGAGUCAGAGGAGUUGGAUUUGUCGUCAGCCCACUCCUGAAAAAACCGAGAACUGUCAGCCAUGAACUAAUGCACAUCUCCGAUUGGCUGCCUACAUUUAUUGAACUGGCAGGAGGGAAUUCCCAACCCCCCAGACUCCUGGAUGGAUUCAACAUGUGGCCCACAAUCAGUGAUGGAGUUGCUUCUCCAAGACAGGAGCUCCUGCACAACAUCAACCCUCUCCAUAAGACUAAUUUGCCAUGUCCUGGCAGGUACUCUUCCAGGACUUUGGACGAGGAGUACAAUGUAGACCUCUGGACCAACUCUGGCUUUAAUGUGUCCUUUCGAGCUGCCAUUCGAUUCUCCAAGUGGAAGCUGCUGACUGGUGACCCAGGAUGUGACCACUGGUUCCAUCGUCCAGGGUUCUAUAACUCCAUAUUCUACAGGGAGCCCCUGAGGCCUGUAAUGCUGUUUGACAUACCUAAUGAUCCAGAAGAAAGGAACGACCUAGCGGACAAGUAUCCCAGUGUGGUAGCUUUUCUCCUCAGGAGACUUGAAUACUAUCAGAAAACUGCCUUGCCAGUGAAUUUCCCAGAAGAGGACUCUAGGUGUGACCCACAGGACAGUGGAGCCUGGGGACCCUGGGCUUAGACGGACACCACAGUGGUGAAGGUGGUAAUGAAUGUGGACUGCUGUUGACGCUGCUUCAAAAAAAUGUUUAAAAUGUAACUAUGUCUUUCUAAAUGAUUUUUGAUACACAUGAUCAUCUCUUGUUUGUGGGUUCACACACACACAGGCUACAUUUCACAGUAGUGGUAGGCAGAUCACUCCAUGACUCCCUACGACGACUGCGCGAAUACAAGAAUAUUUGCAUAAAACACACACACACACAUACAUAUAUACUUUGUGACAU
Cynoglossus semilaevis (tongue sole) is the source of this 3076-nucleotide messenger RNA. RefSeq names its product arylsulfatase B-like. The record is from RefSeq and is a predicted model, not a curated record. NCBI's taxonomy places the organism in Eukaryota, Metazoa, Chordata, Actinopteri, Pleuronectiformes, Cynoglossidae. The coding region runs from base 1276 to 2814 and encodes 512 amino acids. The transcript is spliced from 8 exons. Gene Ontology annotation, molecular function: sulfuric ester hydrolase activity.